Molecule: messenger RNA, 2343 nt
Organism: Ectocarpus sp. CCAP 1310/34
Lineage: Eukaryota; Phaeophyceae; Ectocarpales; Ectocarpaceae
Source: the annotation of a GenBank genome assembly
AUGAAGUUGCCUCCUGGCUGCGAGCCGGUGUCAGGAAAGGUCGUCCGUUUAGACAAGAGGUUGUAUGGACUGAGGCAGGCAUCUAGAACAUUUCACAAGAGACUAGUGUCGGACCUGAUGACAAUUGGUUUUGAGCAGUCUCUGUCUGACCCGUGUGUUCUCCGUUUCAUAAUGAGGGACGAGAUGAUGGGUAUGGUCGCGAUUCAUGUGGAUGACAUUCUUCAUGCAGGAAUUGAGAGGCUUGCCAAGAUGGUUGUGGAAGCGCUAGGUGACUCUUUUCCCACGAAGAAUUUGGGCGAGGUCAAGUCCGUGAUGGAGGAUGAGGAGGCAGGGGAUGUGCCGUUCCGAGAGGUGGUGGGGAGCCUGAUGUGGAUCGCCAACCAGACGAGGCCCGACAUCUCAAAUGCUGCGCGGGCAGUGGCGAGGCACUCUCAUGAGCCAAAGAAAAGCCACUGGAAGGCGGCCCAGAAGAUUCUGAAUUAUCUUCUGGAGACGGCACAUCACACUUUGAAGUGCAAGCAGGAUGAUACGGUAGAAGUAGGCACGUUGGUGUACGUAGAUGCCGACUUCGCUAGCAAGGCCACUGACCGUAGAUCAGUUUCGGGAGCAUUGGUUCUAGUAGCUGACAGUCUUGUUGCUUGGAUUUCUAGGACGCAGAAAUGUGUUUCAUUGUCGACGUCUGAAGUAGAGUAUAUUGCGAUGGGCGAUAGUGUGAAGGAAGCUCUGUUUGUGAACGGAAUGCUAGAGUCCUUAAGGCCUAGUGAGAAACUUGGUAAGAUUCAGGUUAACCUUCUGGUACCCGUUGUUCUUCCCGAGGCCGACACCCGACCUGCCGAGACCUCGAGCGCAUCGGACGGAGGUCUUGUUCGAUCUCCCGUGUUAGUGCCAACCCACGACGGACACCUGCACAAGGUAUUGGCUGAGCUGGAAUCACUGAAAGCUGACAAGGAGAAGCACUCCGCAGAACUGGAGGCACUGAAAGCUGACAAGGAGAAGCACUACGCGGAACUGGAAGCACUGAAAGCUGAAAACAAAGACCUCCAGGGCCAGGCAAGCAAAAUAAUCCAUCGCUUCGGUAUGAUGAAAGGCCCCAUUCCCAUGAGACUACGAGCCUCGCUAUUUUGAAUGAGCCCUCUGACGACCUCGCCCUGCUGCUUGAGGCAAGCAUCUCAGAACAAAGUCUCUGCCGUUUGCAUCUUUUGUUGUUACUCCGUGUUAAGUUGCCACUUUCGAGAAACGCCUCCCAAAGUCUCAAGGUGGCCCGGGCGACUCCGUGGAUGCCGGUGAGUGUUGGUGUUGCCUCCCACCAUCUGUCGAGAGAGGAGAAGGGCAGCUCCUCGCUCAGGAGCGAAAGACAAGACCUUGAAUGAAUUCAUGCACGACAUGGAGAACCCAGGUGCGUUCUUGACGUACACCAGUAUCUGCGGACUCCCAUGGGCUCAACUCGUUUUCGGAACAAAAGCAUGACCUAGGCCACCGAAUGUGAACUGGUGGUCGACCUAAUUUUUGCGGCACGGAAAACUGUGUUCAUGAUCUGUCCGAUGACUGCUGAUGGUUGAAACCUUGAACAUGAUGGCAGUUUUUUCAUAGCAAUAGGAUUCGGGUUGAGUUCGUGACCAUUGGCCGACUCACGAGGAUUCUGCCAACAAGACACCCGCCGGGUUGUCCGCAACCAACCUUUCCUUGCGAUGAAAAGCCCGUCAUUUCAUUGCGACCGCUUGCGUAACUCCCUGUGGCAAUGACGGCGUGUCUCAUGCUUGUUUUCUUGCAUCGUUGGUGCAUGAAAAACAUAAAAAGAGUGUUUUCCUCAUGGCCCUACAUGCCCUUCUCUUUCGGAAGCGUUUCCCGCCGUGAACUUGCAGCUCGUGCGGCAGAUCGGCAGACUGUCACUCUCGACGAACAUCUGAUCACCGAGGCCCGUGUCGAAGAAGUAGGCAGAGACGGGCCUUCUGGAUGCACGAGUCGUUGCAUUCAAAGAAGGAAACCGAGGCGAGAAAGAAGAAGGGAUUUAUUUCACGCUUGUGCGGCUGUUGCUGAUUGGGAAACGGUAGCCGUGGGAUCUGGACUCAGCGAAGACCUGCGAUAGCGGACCCCGUACAGCCGACCAGCAGCCCCGAUGUUGGGCUGGUUCCAUUUCCAUGCGGAGGAACCUGCGAGACUUAUUGCGAGUGAUGUUGGCAUCGGGAAACGCGUGCUUAUGCUCUCAUGCUCUCAUUCCAUUCGGGGUUGAAAGGGGGAUAGAUAAUGAGUGUCGAUCACCAACUUCCUUCCCAUAGAGUGAGGCCCCGCGGACUUGCUUUUGGUCGUGACGUCCGGUACGCGAACGAAGGUGAAUAAGUGAUU